AGAUUCUCUUUCUGCUAUCUGAUCUAAGAGAUAGAGAGAUGGAGUUCAUUGGGUUCAUUCAAGUUUUCAACAUCAUCGUCAUCGCAAUCGGGACUCUGUUGUACAUGUGCUGCAGACCAUUUUCUUCUUCGUCUUCAUCUUCUGCGGCUGAUUCUGAUGUAGCUGAUUCUACUGCUGUUGCUGAUGAUGAUGAUGCUGAUAUUCCCCCACGUCGAGAAAAGUAUGAUGUGUUUAUCAGUUUCAGAGCUGAGGACACCCGCCUUACUUUUACCAGCCAUCUUCACGAUGCCUUACUACAGAAGAAAAUUGAAACCUACAUCGAUAACACACUUGAGAGAGGAAAAGAAAUUGGACCUGCCCUUCUAGAAGCAAUCGAGAAAUCCAAGAUUUCGGUGAUCGUUUUCUCACAAAACUAUGCUUCUUCCGCGUGGUGUUUAGAUGAGCUUGUGCAUAUACUCAAAUGCAAGGAAAGAUAUGGCCAGAUGGUUAUACCCAUUUUUUACCACACCAAUGCUUGGGAUGUACGAAAACAACACAGGAGUUAUGGGGAUGCAUUUGCUCAACACCAAAAACGUUUCAAGGUGCACAAGUGGAGGGAGGCUUUGGCGAAUGCAACCAGUAUAUCUGGGUUUCAUCUUUCAGAAAACGCCGGGAUGGAAGCCGAUUUAGUUAAGGAAGUUGUAAAAGAUAUUUGGACCAAAUUGUGUCGCAAAUCAUCCUGUGAUUUAAGGGGCUUUGUUGGAAUUGAAAGCCGCAUUGAGCAGAUCGAAUCGCUAUUAGGCAUCCAUUCGCCUGACGCUUGCAUCACUGUAGGUAUUUGGGGCAUGGAUGGUAUUGGCAAGACCACCCUUGUGGAGGCUCUAUUUCACAGACACUCUUCCAAAUUUGAAGCUUCUUGUUUUGUUAAGAAUGUUAGGAAGAACUCAGAACAAGCAGAUGGACUAGAUCGCUUGGAAAAAGCACUUCUUAAGGAGAUAUUAGAGGAAGAAGUUCUGCCCAGAGGAUCAACUAGGGUUCAAAAAAGGCUCAGCCGCACAAAGGUCCUCAUUGUUCUAGAUGACGUGAGUGAUUCAAUGCAAAUGAAACGUUUAGCUGGCAAUCGUCUUCGGUAUGGCACUGGAAGUAGAAUCAUUAUCACAAGUAGAGACAGUCGCACACUCGAGCAAAUUGUUGAAGAUGAUAAGAUCUACGAGGUUCAGGGAUUAAAAGGGGAUGACGCUCUUCAGCUCUUUUGUUCGCGUGCUUUCAAAAAUAACAGUGCUCGUAGAACAGAUUAUAAGGAAUUGGCAGAAAAGGCGGUGGAUUAUGCCCGAAGUGUUCCUUUAGCUCUUAUAGUUUUGGGGUCCUUGUUCUUCAAUUGCAAAAGAAAACAAGACUGGGAAAAUGAAUUCAACAAACUGGAACAAUUUCCCAGUGAAAGUAUCCAAGGAGUGUUGAGACUAAGUUAUGAUGGAUUGGAAAGACAUGAGAAGGAGAUAUUUCUGGAUUUAGCAUGUUUUCAUCAAGGGAGGCAUGUGGAUAUGGUAAAACGAAUGUUAGAUGUUCGUGGAUUCUUUGCGAGAGCCGGAAUUAGAUUUCUCAUUGAUAUGUCUCUCAUAUCAACUGAUUCAAAACAGGGAAGGGAAACCAUAGAGAUACAUGGUUUGCUUGAAGAAAUGGGAAGGACAAUUGUUCGAGAGCAAUGUAUUGAAGAUCUGGGUAAACGGAAUAGGCUGUUCACUGAUGAGGAUGUCUAUCAUGUACUGAAGUAUAAAAGGGAAACUUCAAUUGUUCAAGCCAUACGGGUUAAUUGGUCUAAGAUUGAAGAGCAACCAUUGAAACAUGCAAACUUCAAAAAGAUGUCUAACCUAAUAAUGCUAAUUGUGGACCAUUCUGGAAUAUUUGACUACAAAUUCACCGAUUCUCUAGACCUUCCCGAUUCUCUUCAUUAUCUUUACUGGUCUGAAUAUCCACUGGAAUCUCUGCCGUCAAAAUUUUCUCCAGAAAAUUUAGUUGAGCUUCAUAUGCCAUAUAGCCAAGUUCAGAAGCUUUGGAAAGAAGACCAGAUACUUGUCAACUUACAAGUUAUCGAUCUGCGUGACUCCAUACAUCUAACAGAAGUUCCAAAUCUCUCUCAGAGUCUAAAAAUUGUGGAGAUAUAUCUCUGGGGCUGUAAAAGUUUGGUUGAAAUUCCUUGGUAUUUUCAACAUCUUGACAAGCUUACUCAUCUUAAUCUUGGAGGCUGCAGCAGUCUCAAGUAUCUUCCAGAGAUGCCAGGAAAUAUUCAAUACUUAGAUUUACAAGAAAGUGGUAUAAAGGAGUUGCCUGAAUCAGUUUGGUCUAACGAAAAUAUUUCUUACUUGAGUAUUAGUCGUUGCAAAGACCUUGAGAAACUUCCAAGCAACAGGUGUAAGCUUAAAGUCUCUGGUAGUUUUGAUCUAGAUCAAUGCACAUCUCUUGGCGAGUUUUUUGAGCUUCCCAUGGAUAUAAGUAGCUUAACAUUGUAUGGUUGCGAGAGACUUGUGAGUCUACCAACCAACAUUUGUAAGUUGAAAUAUCUCGAGGAACUCGAUCUCUUUAGGUGCUCUAAACUUGAAAACUUCCCAGAGAUCUUGGAGCCAAUGGAACAUUUAGAGUCCUUAAAUUUAAGUGGAACAGCUGUUCAAGAGCUACACUCACCAUUCGAGUUUCUCCCUGCUCUCAAAAGAAUUCAACUACAUGGUUGCAAAUGGCUUUCAAGUAUCCCAAGGAGCAUUUGUAAAUUGAAAUAUCUCGAGGAACUCGAUCUCUCUUGGUGCUCCAGACUUGAAAACUUCCCAGAGAUCUUGGAGCCAAUGGAACAUUUAGAGUCCUUAAAUUUAAGUGGAACAGCAAUUAGACAGCUACACUCAUCAAUUGAGUUCCUCACUGCUCUCAAAGAAUUUAACCUCAGUGGUUGCCAGCAACUUGAGGUUUUCCCAACAAGCAUCUACCGUUUAGCCAAUCUUAAACGUCUCUGCUUGUAUGGCUGUUGGGCACUUCAAAAAUUGCCUCUCACCUAUACCGGUUUUCUCUCUUUAGAAGAACUAGAUCUCAGAGACAGCGGUAUAUUGGAAAUCCCUGAUGGUCUCGUUUGCUCAACCUCAUUGAAAAGCAUAUAUCUGUCUAGAACCAGGAUUAGGAGCAUACCUGCAAGCAUCAAACGAGCUUCUCGGUUGUCUAAACUCAACUUAGUCGGCUGCACGCAGCUUCAAUCUUUGCCAGAGCUCCCAGUGCUAUGUAAUGUUGAAGCUGAAGGCUGCACGGCGCUGAAGAAAAUGGCAAGUUCAUGGACAGCACUCACUUGUCUGCCCAAGAAAUAAGAGUGACAAACAGGCAAGGCUCUUAUUAUUUUAGUAUUGUUGAUACAUUAUAAAGCCCAAUGUUAUAGACAAGUGUGUGUAAUAUCAUGUUUGUUAUCUUUGAUCAA
Pyrus x bretschneideri (Chinese white pear) is the source of this 3427-nucleotide messenger RNA. Its product is annotated as disease resistance protein RPV1. The record is from RefSeq and is a predicted model, not a curated record. Gene Ontology annotation, molecular function: ADP binding. The transcript is spliced from 4 exons. NCBI's taxonomy places the organism in Eukaryota, Viridiplantae, Streptophyta, Magnoliopsida, Rosales, Rosaceae. The coding region runs from base 39 to 3320 and encodes 1093 amino acids. Gene Ontology annotation, biological process: defense response; signal transduction.